CCUCACGGCGGGGCCGGGCGGCAAUGGAGCACAUCAGCACCCCCAAGGUGGAAAACGUGAAGCUGCUGGAUCGCUACGCCAGCAGGAAGGCAGCGAGCGGGACCCUGUACCUGACAGCCACACACCUCAUCUACGUGGAUACCUCUGCUGAAGUCAGGAAGGAAACAUGGAUCCUGCACCACCACAUCUCCAGCGUGGAGAAGCUGCCCCUGACCACGGCUGGGUACCCCCUGCUCAUCCACUGCAAGAACUUCCACGUGGCUCACUUUGUCAUUGGGCAGGAGAGGGACUGCCACGACGUGUUCACCUCCCUGCUCAAGCUCUCCCAGCCAGUGAAACCUGAAGAACUUUAUGCUUUCUCUUACAACCCCAAAAUGUCCAAAGAGAGCCGGGAGAUGGGCUGGAAGCUGAUAGAUCUGAAACUGGAUUAUCAGCGCAUGGGGAUCCCCAACAACUGCUGGGAGAUCACAGAUAUUAACAAGGACUAUGAGGUUUGCAGCACAUACCCUCCUGAGAUCGUGGUGCCUCGAGCUGCCACCAAGGCCGUGGUGAUGGGAAGUUCAAGGUUCAGGAGCCGAGGGCGGAUUCCGGUGCUUUCUUACUUGUGCAAGGAAAACAAUGCUGCCCUGUGCCGCUGCAGCCAGCCCCUGGCCGGGUUCAGCGCGCGCUGCCUGGAGGACGAGCAGAUGCUCCAGGCCAUCCGAGAGGCCAACCCCGGCUGCCCCUUCAUGUAUGUUGUAGACACGAGGCCAAAGUUGAAUGCCAUGGCCAACAGAGCUGCUGGGAAGGGCUAUGAGAAUGAAGAUAAUUAUGAAAACAUUCGUUUUAAAUUCAUUGGCAUAGAGAACAUCCAUGUGAUGAGGAGCAGCCUGCAGAAACUGCUGGAAGUGUGUGAGAUGAAGUCUCCCUCCAUGAGCGAUUUCCUGACGGGGCUGGAGAACUCGGGCUGGUUACGGCACAUCAAGGCUGUCAUGGAUGCAGGUGUCUUCCUGGCCAAGGCUGUGAGGGAGGAGAGGGCCAGCGUGCUGGUGCACUGCUCCGACGGCUGGGACCGCACGGCCCAGGUCUGCUCCCUGGCCAGCCUCCUGCUGGACCCCUUCUACAGGACCUUCAAAGGCUUCAUGGUGCUGAUAGAAAAGGAGUGGAUUGCAAUGGGCCACAAGUUCUCACACAGGUGUGGCCACCUGGAUGGGGACCCCAAGGAGGUGUCCCCUGUGUUCACACAGUUUGUGGAGUGUGUGUGGCAGCUGAUGCAGCAGUUCCCCUGCUCCUUCGAGUUCAGCGAGCGCUUCCUGCUGGAGAUCCAUGACCACGUCUACUCCUGCCAGUUUGGCAACUUCCUGGGCACCUGCCACAGGGACAGGGAGGAGCUCAGGAUCUUUGAGAAGACCCAUUCCCUGUGGCCUUUCCUCUUGCAGAGGAAGCAGGAGUUGAGAAAUCCUUUGUACAGAGGAUUUACAGCUUACAAAGAGCUUCAACCAAACACUCUACCUUUCAGUUUCCAGUUCUGGUGUGGCAUGUACAACCGCUUUGACAAGGGCAUGCAGCCCAAGCAGAGCGUGCUGGAGCAGCUGCUGAGCUGCCUGAGGCACAGCGUCAGCCUGGAGGAGAGCGCGGCCCAGCUGGAGAACAAACUCCCUAUCCUGGACGGCCCCUUGCCCAGCAAAGGCUGCACCUCACCCAAGGCAGGAGCUGCUGCUGCCAAAGCCCCAACUCCUCCUCAGGACUGUGCAGAGGGAGCAGCCCCUGUGCUGAGCAAUGGCCCCUCCCUGGGGCAGCAGAAGCACAAGGAGAGCCCAGCCCAGCCCCAGGAUCCCGGAGCCUGCAGGGAGGAUGGGCAGGCUCAGCACCAGGGAUGAGCUCUGGGAGCUGCUGGGAGAAGCUCUGGGGAGCUGCUGCAGCCCCAUUUGCAGCUGAGUGUGAGUAGGGUGUGCAGGGCUGGGGAGCAGCUGCUGGGGGACACCUCCUGCAGCUCAGGUGAUGCAGAGCUGCCAGGAGCCUGCCUGGCAUCCCUGGGAACUUGGCUUUUCUGAGGGUUAGGGCUGCCUGCCAGCUCUGCUGUUUGAGGCUGGAAGAAAUCUUGCCAACUCCAUGAGGAGCUGGGCAGUAACUGCAGGAGGAAGGAUGCAAAUCCCUCUGCUCUCAGUGGUGGUCCAAGGUCAUCUUAAAACAAGAAAAAAUUUCAAUCUGUCUUCAAAUGAUAAAAAACCCCCCAACCUUUCUUAGCUGUGAAUGAAUCUCUGCAUGGACCCUUGCCUUGUAGCAGAACUGAUUCAUGUUUUGUUUCCUAUGCAUAUUUGUUACACAAAACCAAACCCCCUGUGCCUUCUCUGAGACUGUGUCCAUGUCCAGCCAGGCCACUGCAGGUUUGGUGCUGGAGUUUGCAGUGUGCUCUUGGUCCUGUCUGUAGUCAGUGUUUGUGAGAGGUUUUCUGCUGCUGCAGCUUCUCCAGGGUUUUUGCUGUUCCUCUGAGUUCAGCAGCUUUUAUGGAGCUCCUUUAUUGAUGGGAGUGCAGAGCCAGCCCAUAACACAUGGAUUUGUGAUAAGAGGGAGGAUUGGAAAUGAGGAAAGGCAGCAGAACAUUUAUGUGGAAUUUUUCUCUCUUAUUUUAUGAUCUUGGUUAAACUGAAGCAAGAGAGUAACUCUGUUCCAAGGUGAAAUCAUUGAUGAGACAGCAGUUACAGAUGGGGCUGUGUUCUGGUAUUGAAAUGGGGCCUGAAAUGAUAAAAUCACUUGCUGAAGGAUUCUAGGGAAUGUUCAGAUUGCAGGAACUUUAGGGAUGUUUUGUCUGUCUCAUGAACAGUAUCUCUCAUGGCAGUGAACUUGGGAAGAAACAGAAGAAGCAAGGACUUCUCUCCCAGGGAUUGGGGGUCACAAAUGAGUGCUUGAAGGUCACCCAAAGAAUCCUUGGGAGAGGCAGGAGCAAAAGCAGGUUUGAUAUAAAAAAGUGUGACCAAAUCCAUUAGCAAGGUUCGCUCUGUAACUUAUUAAAUGGUUAAAGCACACAGAGAAAAACUAAAAUAGAAAAUCAGGCAAUCUAAAACUACAAUCAGCCAGCUUGGAGGCUGGGAUGGAAAAGGGUCAGGAUGAAAUGGAAUGGAAUGGAAUGAGGGAGAUUCUCCUGUUGAGUCACAGGGUUCAGAGUGGAGCAUCCUCCCAGACUGAGCCCUAGAGUUGUCAGCAGUUCAGGCCUAAAGGUUUCCUGGAAUCAGAGAAUCAGUAGCAGCACUUGAACUCAA
Molecule: messenger RNA, 3239 nt
Organism: Melozone crissalis (California towhee)
Lineage: Eukaryota; Metazoa; Chordata; Aves; Passeriformes; Passerellidae
Gene: MTMR8
Product: myotubularin related protein 8
Exons: 14
Coding region: 24-1859 (611 amino acids)
Biological process (GO): dephosphorylation; negative regulation of autophagy
Cellular component (GO): nuclear envelope
Molecular function (GO): phosphatidylinositol-3,5-bisphosphate phosphatase activity
Source: RefSeq, a predicted model, not a curated record